UUCAGUCAUUGGGGCUUGAACUUGGGGCCUGGGCACUAUCCCUGAGCCAGUCUCAGGCUGUUGGAUUUCCCAGCCUCCAGCCUGCUGCAGGAGGAUGGGGCAGGACCAGACAAAGCAGCAGAUCGAGAAGGGGCUGCAACUAUAUCAGUCCAACCAGACAGAGAAAGCGCUGCAGGUGUGGAUGAAGGUGCUGGAGAAGAGCUCAGACCUGGUAGGGCGCUUCCGAGUGCUGGGCUGCCUGGUCACUGCCCACUCAGAGAUGGGCCGCUACAAAGAGAUGCUCAAGUUUGCUGUGGUCCAGAUUGACACGGCCCGGGAGCUGGAGGAUGCCGACUUCCUCCUGGAAAGCUACCUGAACCUGGCACGCAGCAAUGAGAAGCUGUGCGAAUUUCACAAGACCAUCUCCUACUGCAAGACCUGCCUUGGAUUGCCUGGUACCAGGGCAGGUGCCCAGCUUGGAGGCCAGGUCAGCCUGAGCAUGGGCAAUGCCUUCCUGGGCCUCAGCCUCUUUCAGAAGGCCCUGGAAAGCUUUGAGAAGGCCUUGCGUUACGCCCACAACAAUGAUGACACCAUGCUGGAGUGUCGUGUUUGCUGCAGCCUGGGCAGCUUCUACGCCCAAGUCAAGGACUACGAGAAAGCCCUGUUCUUCCCCUGCAAGGCGGCAGAGCUGGUCAACGACUAUGGCAAAGGCUGGAGCCUCAAGUACCGGGCCAUGAGCCAGUACCACAUGGCCGUGGCCUACCGCCUGCUGGGCCACCUGGGAAGUGCCAUGGAGUGUUGUGAGGAGUCCAUGAAGAUUGCCCUUCAGCAUGGAGACCGGCCUCUGCAGGCACUCUGCCUGCUCUGCUUUGCUGACAUCCACCGGAGCCGAGGAGACCUGGAGACAGCCUUCCCCAGGUAUGACUCCGCCAUGAGCAUCAUGACUGAAAUCGGAAAUCGCCUGGGCCAGGUGCAGGUGCUACUGGGUGUGACCAAGUGUUGGGUGGCCAGGAAGGCCUUGGACAAGGCUCUGGACACCAUAGAGAGAGCCCAGGACUUGGCUGAAGAAGUGGGGAACAAGCUGAGCCAACUCAAGCUGCACUGCCUGAGUGAGGGCAUCUGCCGCAGCAAGGGGCUGCAGCGGGAGCUGCGCGCGCAUGUGGUGCGCUUCCACGAGUGCGUGGAGGAGACGGAGCUCUACUGUGGCCUGUGCGGAGAAUCCAUCGGCGAGAGGAACAGCCGGCUGCAGGCCCUGCCCUGCUCCCACAUUUUUCACCUCAGGUGUCUACAGAACAAUGGCACUCGAAGCUGUCCCAAUUGCCGCCGCUCCUCCAUGAAGCCUGGGUUCGUGUGACUUCCAGCGGCAACCUUUCCAGCGGCUUCUGCCGCUCCUCCCUUCCAUCCUCUUCCACCGUGGGUCUGGAGGUGCCUGUGCACUCCCGGGGUGGCAGCCAGGACCUCCUCCAUCACAGCCAGAGCCUGCGCCCUGCUCUCUGCGCUGCCCUUCUCUGCCACUUUGUACUUCGCUCUUUAUAGAAAAAUAAAACUACACAUGGUCCCAGUGA
Molecule: messenger RNA, 1544 nt
Organism: Dipodomys spectabilis (banner-tailed kangaroo rat)
Lineage: Eukaryota; Metazoa; Chordata; Mammalia; Rodentia; Heteromyidae
Gene: Rapsn
Product: receptor associated protein of the synapse
Exons: 9
Coding region: 95-1333 (412 amino acids)
Biological process (GO): chemical synaptic transmission
Cellular component (GO): synapse
Molecular function (GO): protein-membrane adaptor activity; acetylcholine receptor binding
Source: RefSeq, a predicted model, not a curated record